Messenger RNA from Fusarium sp. VM40, 1083 nucleotides. The record is from the annotation of a GenBank genome assembly. NCBI's taxonomy places the organism in Eukaryota, Fungi, Ascomycota, Sordariomycetes, Hypocreales, Nectriaceae.
AUGGGCGGUUUCUUACUCUCCGAGAACUACGAGUUCCACAAGCCUAGUCCCAAUGACAUGAACAUUGCGAGCAUCGCCUGGGGAUACUCCCUAGGUGUUUCGAUCUUUGCUGGGACGAAGGCUGCCCGACAAACCAUCAAGUCAUGGAAGCGUGGCACACGGACGAACAUCUACCUCAUGCUUGUCUGGACCGAAUGGGCCAGCAGUGUCAUCAUGAGUGCCAUUACCUGGUGUUAUCUCCGUCAAUACAUCCCCCCCGGGUUUCCUGUCUUCUUUGUCAUUGUCCUCCUUUGGGCUAUUCAGAUUCAGACGCUACUCCAAAUCAUCAUCAAUCGAAUCUCGAUCCUCAUGGUCAACCGGCACAAUGCCUGGAGACUGAAACUUACAACCUUCCUCGUGCUUCUGGUUAUCAACAUCAGUGUGUUUUGUGUCUGGAUUCCCGCACGAUUGCAGAUCAGCCACCAAUGGGUCUCUGUGAACGCCGUCUGGGACAGGGUGGAGAAGUGCAUCUUCCUGAUCGUCGAUGCUGGUCUGAACUUCUACUUCAUCCACCUUGUUCGGUCCCGACUUAUCGCCAACGGUCUUACUAAAUACACGCGACUUUACCGCGUUAAUUUACUUAUGAUUGCAGUUUCGAUGACGAUGGAUGUACUUCUCAUUGCCAUGAUGUCCCUUCCCAACGAUAUCGUUUACCUUCAGUUUCAUCCCUUAGCCUACCUCGUCAAGCUUCAUAUUGAGAUGAACAUGGCUGAGCUUAUCACCAAGGUAGUCAAGGCCAGCAACCCCAAUGGCUACGACUACUCACACUCUCAAUCUCGCUCUGGCGGCAAGACCACUGGCAAGACCACCACAAAGAAGAAGAUGGACUCGGUCUUUCCUGCUGGCAACCAGACGUAUAUUGAAGCUGGGGCUGAAAACAUCGAACUCCCUGAAAGAAAAGAAGACGGCAUUCAGAUCUCCAGGACUUUCCAGACUACUCAAGUUGAGAUCGUGAAGCCCAAUCGCAAUCGCAGUGAUUACGAUGACCUUGAAAGCGAGUCAAGUUCGACCCGACGCCUAAAGGAGGAAGACUUUCCUAUCUAA